Messenger RNA from Aspergillus campestris IBT 28561, 2354 nucleotides. RefSeq lists its product as uncharacterized. The transcript is spliced from 3 exons. The record is from RefSeq and is a predicted model, not a curated record. The coding region runs from base 160 to 2109 and encodes 649 amino acids. NCBI's taxonomy places the organism in Eukaryota, Fungi, Ascomycota, Eurotiomycetes, Eurotiales, Aspergillaceae.
GGCAUCCCCAGCCCCCCAUUCUUCUGUCUGAUUUUUCCCGCUCUUCGUGGGCAAUCCCGUUUCAUACUCACGUUGAAUCACUGGUGUUUUCUGGUUGUUGCUCAUUCGCUAUACUCACGGCUUCGAGCUACUUGUUAAGCCUGCCUAGUGGUGGCAAUCAUGGCAAUCGGCCAAAUGACGUCGAAAAAGGCCGGGUCCUGGACGAAGGUCGUCAUAUUCGUUUCUCUCUAUGUGCUCCUCCUGGAGUCUGUCAUUGAGUGGGCGCUGGUCCUCUACCUCUAUGGAAACCGACUGGUGGACUCGAAGAUGGCCCCAAGUCUCAUCCUUGCCUUGAUCGCGUCAUUCUUUACAGUACCCCUGGUGGUUCUUCAUAGCUUUCUUGCGUGGCAGCACAAUAAAGUCGAGGGAUUCGAGAGCCAGAAGGCGCUCCUGUGUACGGCGUGCACGUAUCUCUUGCGAUUGACUACCAUCGUCUGGUUAGCUGCCAGUGUGGCAGGCUUGGUGGUCGUGGCCCAGCAGGCUUCCUGUUCCCCGGAUAGCGGGCAUGGUGACUUCUGGAGGACCGGCAUCAGUUGCGCAUUGCAUAGAGCAGCCGUUAUCGUUUCGAUUCUGUCCUUCAUCACUGUGUGUCUAUACUUCUGCUCCCGAGAGCUCUGCGCGAGUCCCUACGCGGUUUCAUUACUGGGGGUAUACAAAGAGCAAACACAACAGAGCGACGAGAGCAUAUUUUCCAGCUCCAGUCUAGACAGCAACACCACCCUGAAGAACGACAUCCUCUAUCUCUGUCGUGGCCCGGACGUGACAUAUGGGGCCGGACUUUACGUGUCGCCAGGCCAUAACUUCAUCCCGAAAUCAGGGACCAUUGAACAACCUACCCCGAUCCACCCGUGGCCGCAGAUGGAAUUUGGCGCAGACCCAAACUAUGAGAAUGCGGAGGUCCUGUCAGGGACGACUGUUUCGCCCAACGGUACCUUGAACCAUCUCUCCUCGGCAGGGAACACGAAUCCCGAUUUGAUGUCUGUCUCUCGGACCCCCACGAUGGCGACAUUCAGCACCGACAAUCAUAGGCGGCCCCAAGCUCCUCCAGUCGCAGAGUUGCCUAGCGGUUUGGAGUCCUUGUCCAGACCUGGACAUAAACGGCAAAAGUCGUCUGUUACGUCGCUUCGCAGAUUUCUCCCUAAAAUCUUUGCUUUCUCCUCUCCUUUAUCGGCGGAUCCCCAAAUCCGGGCCCUUGCGGAAUCGACUUCCACUCGAGAUAUUGAGAAGCAAGCGGAUGGCGUGGAGGGUGCUCGGACUGUUUUGCAGGAUCAUGGACAUUCGGUACCUUCACGGACAGAGCAGCCAGCAAAAUCAACAGCCCCUAUCCACACAGCUCCUGUCCAGCAAGCCCCCGUCCAAACAGCUCCUGUCCAACCAGCUCUUGUUCAGCUAGCUCCCGUUCAUCAACCGCCUCCUAUCCAAACAGCCCCCGUCCAGACUCGCGGACCGCAAACACCCCCAGAAAAGACACUGACCCGCUCUGACACCAUGAGCUCAGCAGACGCCCCAGAAGUCGCUCGACCAGCACCCCUAAACGCCCGUCGAUUAAACACCUCCCAGACGGCACCAAUCCCCCACACCCCAUACCACGCCCCUCCCCGCGAGCCAUUCUCCACCCCCCCAAACCCAAUGACCCAACACCCCGUCAACCGAUCCCUCUCCUACGGAGGCCCACCCCCAGGCCCCAGCCUCGCCAAACGCCAAAGCACCCGACGCAGCAGGAGACCUCAAACCCAGCUCUACCAGUUCGAGAACCCACACAUCCCGCGCCACACCCGAAGCCAGUACCUGCCCCAAGCGUACUACAACAACAACAACAACAACAACAACCGCCAACUGCCCUUCGAACCCCCGCGGAGGAUAUCGUCCCUGCAGCGCCGCAACGACGUCGAGGUCAUCUACCCCAGCACCCGCCGGCCCCGCAGCACCACCUACGGCGGCCUCGGCUCGUUCGGCAAUCUGGAUUGUAUCCGGGAAUCGGGCGCGUCUGUGGAUGAGCCGCCGGGAGAUGUGUUCACGGAUCGGGGCACUUAUAGGGGGACGACGAGGACUAGUAUGAACGGGUAUUGAACUGAAGGCUGGGAGAAGGUGUGACGUGUGUAUGAUGAAGCGUGUUCGCCUGCUGGUCGGGCGGGAGUAAGACUUCUUUUUUUGUUUUAUACUAUCUGGUCUUGGUUUCAUAGGUCUGAGAGGUUGCCGUGGACGAUGGGAUAGACUUAAUCACUUGGUUGCGGUUUUGCAUGGAGUGUGUUAUACCAAUUUGGAUGAAAUUACUACUGUGCUACUAUACUGCUACUAUACUGCUACUAUACUGC